This is a messenger RNA of Sordaria macrospora k-hell, 591 nucleotides long. RefSeq lists its product as uncharacterized. NCBI's taxonomy places the organism in Eukaryota, Fungi, Ascomycota, Sordariomycetes, Sordariales, Sordariaceae. The record is from RefSeq and is a predicted model, not a curated record.
AUGGCCCCCUACCCCAGAACCCCCAGAACCCCCAGAAAUACCAAGAAAGACCGUCCCUCCCCUCUCUUCCCUCUCCACCCCCGCCCCUGGUUCUGGCCUCCUCUCAGAACCGGACCCGGUCCCCGAACUCCCGCUCCUCGCCCUCGCCGUCCUGCGCCCAGGGCUCCGCCUAAUACGCCUGCGCCUGAUUCGCCUUUGCCUGGGUCGCCUGCUCCUGGUUCGCCUGCUCCUGAGGCCGCUCCCGCUCCUGCGACUGCGAUUGCUGAGGAUGCUCCUGCCUUGGGUGAGGGUCAAGGUCAGGGUCAAGGCCAGGGUGAGGAUGAGACACCGGGUGAGGGUGAGAGGCUUCUUAAAAGUUUAAGAAGCGGCGGGAAAAAAGUCACUGGGCUAGCCCACUACCUUUUCACUGCGUUUGGACAAGACAUUCCAUCUGAUAUCAAGGUUGAUAUCAAAGACAAGCACAAGCACCUUGGGGGGGAAGACAAACGGAGCAAAGUUGCUCGGUUGGCAAUCGCUGGCACUGGCAAGGCCUCCUUUGGUUUCAUGGCUAGUCAUUAUAUCCACGUUGACUUGGUGGUAAUGCUGGAUUGA